UUUACGAACGUGAUGCUAAUGGCUCACUGUCACUGAUGUAACGUUAACUUAACGCGAGAACCAGUUAUCACUGUUAGCUGGCUAGACUCAUCAUACAGUCAGUACAAUGAAGACCGCUAGUUGACUGGCUCAUUAAUCUGCUGCAUCUGAAAAACGAGUCUGUUGACUGGGUACAAGAGUGGACUGCAGCUGUCUUAACCUCAUGAUGAUGCUCCAGGAUGGGUCAACACAGCUCCUCUGCCUCACAGCCAGCAGUGGGGUUCCUCUUUUCACAAGAGGGGCCUCCAAACAGCUGCCCUUCUCUGUCAUCGGCUCCCUGAAUGGCGUCCACAUGUUCGGUGAUGGUCAGGGAGUAGCGUUGACCUGCUGUGAGACUGAAGGAGGGGGUAAGGUUGUGUGGAGAGUUUUCCACGACAGUGUGAUGCUCAUCGCUGUGACUGGAGGUGGACAAGCUGGUGCAGGCAGCAGCAAAGAAGUGGAGGUCCGUUUACAACGCCUCCUGGAGAAUGUGUGGAACUGCAUGGUGCUGGUGUUGGGGCAAGAUGAGCUGGCCAACGUCAGGAAUGUGGAGAGGCUGAAGAGGGACUUGCGGUCCUGCUUCAGCCUCAUCGAUCAGCUGUUGGAGGAGAGGCAAGAGGGCAUCCUGGGUAACCUGACACACUGCGCUGAUUCAUUGCUGCCCCCUAACCCCACUCUUUUUCAAGAGGCCGUGGAUGGCUUUGCUCAGGCUGCAGACAGUGAAUUUGGCUGCCUCAUCGUUCAUGGGCGGAUAGCUGCUGCAACUGAGAAGUGGUGGCGCUUAGCACCACAGGAAGUUGUGCUGCUCUCUGCUUUGGUGCGGUCCCUCUCGGCUUCUGGAUCAGCCUCUUGUGAUUACCCAGUUUUCCUUCCCCAGGGCAGCCCCACCGUGGCUCACCGUCUGCUCCGCUUCCAGCUGCUCCCCGGGGCAGAUGUGUGCGUGCUGUGCGGCCCAACCCCUUCCCUGCACAAAGCCGAGAGUGGGCUGGUGGUUCGUUUCUGGACACCUCUGGUGGAGACCCUGAGGGACUGCCUGGCCGUUGGAGAGCGCUGCUUACCAGGCUCUGUGUCCCUGCGGCCUGAUGUACUGGCACUUCUUCUCAUCAACCGUGAAACACGUCGCUCAGUCUCCUGUGUGCGGACUUCCACUAAUCAUCACCCUCCAUUACCCUCCAAGGCCCGCUGUUGGGAGCUACUGAAGCUCUUCUACAUCUUCAGCACAACUCGCUACUUCAGCCAGGAGGAGACUUUGUGUGUCUCCCCAGAGGAGAGGGCUCAGAGAGGCAACACUGAGGACUUUGUCCAUGGUUUCUCCCACCAGCCACUACACUGCUAUCUAGUUACAGAGGAGUGCAAAAGCUAUGGACUUCAGACACCACAGCACCAGCUCUUCCUACUUAUACCUCUGUCAGUGCCCACCUUUGCACUGCGUACGGUGGCCACACAGACACUCUCUGAUAUAGUUACAGCCACUGGAUUUUAACUGAACAAUUUGCCCUGUUACAACAUCGUAAUUUUUAUGAACCCUCCAUCUUUGACCUAAUUAUGUAUUAAUUUACAGGUGAGUAGCUGCAAUAUGAAUUAGCUGCUGAUAUUGUGAUUUCUCUUUCACACAUACAUAAAAUUACAUGUUCACAGACCUUCAGGCAUAAAGAAAAGCUUCCAUCUGUUGUAAAGACAAUGAUUAAGAGACCACUGCUAAGAGAUGUGCAGUAGAAAAGGGUAUCACAGUUAACGGACAAAGAAUUUGAUACUAAUGAAAACAUGAGAACACUUGAAAAUGUCAAAGUGAACUGCUUUGAGCUUUGUUUUGCAUUCAAGAGAUAAAUACCGUUGCAGAAUUGUGUCUAACUUCACUGGCUUCACGGCAGUCCACGUCACGGUCAUGAAAGCUGGUCAGACCGCAUACUAACGUUAUCACUCAGAUUGCACUGUCAUUUCAAAUUUUAUUGGAGAAUCAUGUGAAAAUGUAACACUGGGAUAAAGACAUGCCUGCUGUUUGUUGUUUUGACAUGUUGAAUAAUUUCACUUCAAAACUGAUGAAAUUAUUGACUUGUAGGUGCUAGUUUUAAUGCUGAAUACAGUAGGUUACUUUCUGUG
Chelmon rostratus (copperband butterflyfish) is the source of this 2118-nucleotide messenger RNA. RefSeq names its product fuzzy planar cell polarity protein (gene fuz). The transcript has a single exon. Lineage: Eukaryota; Metazoa; Chordata; Actinopteri; Chaetodontiformes; Chaetodontidae. Gene Ontology annotation, biological process: vesicle-mediated transport; non-motile cilium assembly. Bases 203 to 1501 code for a protein of 432 amino acids. The record is from RefSeq and is a predicted model, not a curated record.